AUGGAUAAGCUUGGAUUUUGGAAUAUAAGAGGUCUCAAUAAAGAUAGCAAGCUCUGUGAUGUCCUUUGGUUUAUUAGACACCAUGGAGUGGGUUUAUUUGGACUUCUUGAAACAAAGGUGAAGGUUGGGAAGUUUGGUGAUGUGUUUAGUAGGCUUGGAAGUGACUGGUCUUUGAUUCAUGUUUAUGUAGCUCACAAAGCUACUAGGUUCAGCUUUGAUUGUACUAUGAUUGUUGAGCUCAGUAAUAAGAUUACAGGCCCUUGGAUUUUGCAAGGUGACUUUAACAGUGUGCUGAAUCUGAAUGACAGAAUAGGGAGCACUGUGUCCUUAGCUGAGGAAGGCAAGGAUAGAGUUUGCUCAAAGAUUGACAAGGUUAUUGCUAAUAAUGAGUGGAUGCUGAAAUUUGCUGAUAUGCAAGCUACUUUUUUCCUUAAGGGGAUAAUGGAUCAUAGCCCUUGUGUGAUUAAUCUAUUUGAUUCUGGUAAUCAUACUAAGAAACCUUUUAGGUUUGUGAAUAUAUGGGUGGACUCUCCAGACUUUCUACCUGGGGUUAUGGAUGUUUGGUGUAAAAUGGUCUCUAGUACUCCUAUGUUCCAAUGUGUGAGGAAGAUGAAAGAGGUGAAGCAGUUUUUGAAAGAAUCCAAGAUGGGUAGAUUCUCUUGUGUGGAGGUUGAUGAUGUAAUUGCUGAGAAACACCUUGAAGACAUCCAGAUUAUGCUGCAAAGUGAUCCUGGUAAUGAAGAGUUAAUCAGUCAAGAAAGAUUGGCUAGGAUACAGUUUGCUAAAACUCAAUCUAAUAGAUUUAACUUCUUAAAACAAAAAGCUAAAGUUCAUUGGCUCAAGGAUGAUCCAGGGCAGGUGUGUGAUGCUUUUCUUCAGUAUUAUCAAGGAAUACUUGGUAUUGAGACUCAAAUGAAUGGUAAUAUCCACCAUGGAGUGAUUUCUAAAGGUAAAGUGCUUUCUGAAGACCAGGGCAUCAAUAUUUGCAGCGAGUUUUGUGAACAUGAUGUUAAGAGAGCUUUAUGGAGCAUUGAGGAUGACAAAGCUCUUGGAUCUGAUGGGUUGUCCAACAAGUUUUUCUCAAGGCUACCUGGAGCAUUGUUGGUUUUGAUAUCACUAAAGAUGUUCUGGAUUUCUUUAGUUCAGAUCAUUUCUAAAAUUAUUUGUGAUAGAUUGAAGGAAGUGUUACCUGAGCUGAUUGAUGGAUGUCAAGGUGCCUUUGUUUCUGGGAGAUCUAUCUUGGAUAAUAUUCUGAUUUGUCAGGAUAUGCUCAAAGCUAAUAGUAAUAAGAGGAAGCCUCCCAGAUGUACUAUAAAGGUUGAUCUGAGGAAAGCUUAUGAUUCUGUUAAUUGGAGAUUCAUUCAUGAGAUGUUGAGUGCUCUUAAUUUUCCCUCCAAGUUCAUCUCUUAG
Molecule: messenger RNA, 1410 nt
Organism: Chenopodium quinoa (quinoa)
Lineage: Eukaryota; Viridiplantae; Streptophyta; Magnoliopsida; Caryophyllales; Amaranthaceae
Exons: 6
Coding region: 1-1410 (469 amino acids)
Source: RefSeq, a predicted model, not a curated record